Messenger RNA from Anguilla rostrata (American eel), 681 nucleotides. RefSeq lists its product as uncharacterized. Lineage: Eukaryota; Metazoa; Chordata; Actinopteri; Anguilliformes; Anguillidae. Bases 1 to 681 code for a protein of 226 amino acids. The transcript has 3 exons. The record is from RefSeq and is a predicted model, not a curated record.
AUGGAGCGGAUGUGCUACAGCGGCUACAGUAGACCACGCUGGGUUCCACACCUGUCCCCUAAGAACAGCAAGAUGAGGCAACGGAAACAUGAAGCCGAAACUCAGUCCUUCCUCUCCCCUAGCUCAGCUGAGAAUCUGCCUCCACAGCACCAUCCACAGCCCAAAAUCAGUGCUCCAGACUCCGCCUCCACAGCUCCACCCCGCUCUCACCCAGCCCAAAACCAGUGCUCCAGACUUCGCCUCCACAGCCCCACCCCGCCCUCACCCAGCCCAAAUCCAGUCCUCCAGACUCCGCCUCCACAGCCCCACCCUUCUCUCACCCAGCCCAAAUCCAGUCCUCCAGACUCCACCUCCACAGCCCCACCCUGCCCUCUUAAGCCCAAAUCCAGUCCUCCAGACUACGCCUCCACAGCCCCACCCUUCUCUCACCCAGCCCAAAUCCAGUCUUCCAGACUCCGCCUCCACAGCCCCACCCUGCCCUCACCCAGCCCAAAUCCAGUCCUCCAGACUCCGCCUCCACAGCCCCACCCUGCCCUCACCCAGCCCAAAUCCAGUCCUCCAGACUCCGCCUCCACAGCCCCACCCUGCCCUCACCCAGCCCAAAUCCAGUCCUCCAGACUCCGCUUCCACAGCCCCACCCCGCCCUCAUCCAGCCCAAAUCCAGCCACAGCGCCAGGCUGA